Messenger RNA from Esox lucius (northern pike), 4207 nucleotides. Its product is annotated as rho GTPase-activating protein 24. Gene Ontology annotation, cellular component: focal adhesion. Gene Ontology annotation, molecular function: GTPase activator activity. The coding region runs from base 854 to 2845 and encodes 663 amino acids. The transcript is spliced from 8 exons. Lineage: Eukaryota; Metazoa; Chordata; Actinopteri; Esociformes; Esocidae. The record is from RefSeq and is a predicted model, not a curated record. Gene Ontology annotation, biological process: negative regulation of Rac protein signal transduction; signal transduction; wound healing, spreading of epidermal cells.
GGCACCUGGCCACAUGACUCCAGCAAAGCCACACAGAUUUGAUGGCAUCGGUAAAGUCUACUGAGGAGGAGCGCACAUCCCGUCAAAUGAAGUGGGUCUCUCUGGUCAGGAUCAAUACAUCCCCUGAGCAUCUGCCAGACGAGGACCAUAAAUCCAUGAUGCUAUGGGAGAAAGCCAGAGGGAUGGAAAGAGAGAGGGAGUACCACAGCAAGGGGAGAGAGGCUCCUCUUUAGCGUAAUGGACGACGGUUCAAAAGUUGAACGUGCUGGGGCCCCCGCUCUCGCGUUUUUGAGUCAUUGUGCUUGGGUGAGGGCGGUGCACGUUGAUGGCCAUUAAACCGAAUAUGAGAACCGGGCGGCGAGAGGUGGGGGUGUAGUUGGGUUGGGGCUGUGCAUUAGGGAAAUUGCCUCUGCCUGCUACGUGGCACGGCACUGAAGUAAUUACACGCGGGUGGAGCAAUGCUGAGGCCACGCUUUACAUGGAAGUGUGUGGCCGGUGUGGGCUGGUCUGCCGCAGAGGGCCCCCGCCCCGCCCUCCCCGUCCGUCUCCCAGGAACCCAACCCAACGCUACUAACAGGAUGGGGCAGCGUGGAUGCCGACGAGGUGGGACGUAGCAAGAAGAAAAGAGAUAGAAAGAGGGCCAGACAGAGCGAGACGGGGGGAGGAAGGGGCGUGGGUCAGGCCAUGGCAGUGCUAGGUGGACUUCGAAACGCGGCGUCCGAAGGGAGUGCUGGCAGUAGAAAAAACAUGUCCCCGUGCAACAUUUUUGUUAAUAUGGGUCACCUGCACGCGCUUCGAAGAUUGGUCUGUCGGCUCGGUUAAGUGAUGACUACAGCUGCUAGACACCGGCAGUAUGGGACUCACCUGCUUUAAGUCUUGGAAGAACAACAGCGCCACUCAGAAAGGAGGGAACAGAGAUGUGCUGGUCAGCCCCGGGUCCUACUUCUUCCUCUCCAACAGUUGUGGUCAGGGAGAGGAGUGGCUCAAGACCAUCAACAAUGGUGUCUGGAUACCCUUCACAGGCGUUUUUGGCCAGCGGUUGGAGGAGACGGUUCUAUAUGAGCGACGUUAUGGGGUCCACAUGGCUCCCCUGGUGGUGGAGCAGUGUGUGGACUUUAUCCGGGAGAGAGGGCUUCUGGAGGUGGGUCUGUUCCGCCAGCCAGGCCAGGCCACGCUGGUCAAGGAGUUGCAGGAGGCCUUCGAUGCUGGGGAGAAGCCCUCCUUUGACAGCAGUACAGACGUACACACCGUGGCAUCUCUUCUGAAGCUGUAUCUUCGGGAGCUGCCUGAGCCACUGGUGCCAUUCUCCAGAUACCAGGACUUCCUGCUGUGUGGCCAGAAGAUCUCAUCUGAGAGGAAGCAGGGUUUGCUAGAACUUCACCAACUUCUUCAUGAACUUCCAGUGGCUAACUUUAACCUGCUCAACUACAUCUGCCAGUUUUUGAACGAAGUCCAGUCCUAUUCCAACAGCAAUAAGAUGAGCACCCAGAACCUCGCCACGGUCUUCGGGCCAAACAUUCUACGACCCAAAGCUGAGGAUCCAGAGAGUAUAAUUGGAGGGGCAGCAGUGGUUCAGCAGCUUAUGUCCGAGCUGAUCAGGGAGCACCGGCGCCUUUUCUCCAGGGAAACGGGAGAAGCGGGCGACCCCUGCUCUUCGAGACCCGACUCUUACCCCUGCCAGAGAUGGAAGGGAGACCCAUCGAAGGGAGCUCCAGCCGAGCAGUCUCCCCAGGCCGAGUCGCAUGACCCCGGUUUGGGUGUGACAGAUGAGCGCUUCUGCCAGCCACCGCUAGCCCGCCACUCUUCCCCUUGCUCCCGCCAGCUGUCCCUGCCUCUGAUCGCUGAGAAGAGACGUUCGGCCCAAAGCCUGCAUGAAACCGGCGUAGCAUGGGUGCCAUCCAGCACCGCCCGCCAGCAAACAGCGGAGACGCUGCCUCCAGGGAGUCCAACUGCCGGGGCUCCGUACCACAGGAAUGCUCCGCCCCAGCCCUGUGAGACAGCAGACGGCCCCUGCCUUCACCCCAGCUCCCCGCUCACCGCCUCCGCUUCCUCAGUGACUAUACAGGCUGACCCAGACGGUGCUUGUCCUGGCCCGGACGAUCCCAGCUGGGGAGUGGAGAAGGGAAACGUCGGCACCAGGGGCAGCAGUGAAGCUCAGGACAGCACACUGUCAGUCUACGACAACCUGGACCCGCUCAGGCGCUUGGACAAGGGGGCGGCGGAUAGCAGUGCUGGCCUCCAGGUUGGUCUGGUGGAGCCCGAGACGGGCUCGGCCAGCGCGGCAGACACCAGCAGCUCCUGGUCAUCCUGCGAGAUCUUGCCCCUGGAUGACAACGGGAGUGGACUAGUACGAGCAAGCCGGGGCUCCACAAGGUUCUCCUCAUUCAGGACUGACAUAGGAGAGGAGGACCCAUGGGCUGCCUCGCCCGCCUCUUCCUCCGUGCCCACCGAUGCGCCCCUGAGCACAGGCAGCUCAGAGGUAUUCCUGCCUUCUAAUCUCCCGGACCCCCAUGGAACCCCAGCCAACCAGGCCAUGUACUGUCUCCUGGCCAGUCUCAGGCAACAGAUGGCCAGGCAGAGGGCUGAGUUCGAGGCCAAGAUCCAGAGGUUGGAGCGGCGUAACGAGGCCCUCCAGGGGGAGGUGGUGGGACUGCGUGCCAGCCUGGAGCAGCAGCGCCGCUGGUACAGCGUUGCCGAGAUCAAGAUCCGCAACGUGGAGCGCGCCCGGGCCGACGCCGACCGCCGCAACGCCACGCUGCAGAGGGAGAUGGAGCAGUUCUUUGACACUUUCGGAGAGCUGAGCGCGGAGAACCGGAAGAGCGAGCGUAUCGUACAGAGCUUCUGAUGGCCGGUCGGAUUGGUAAAAGGUGUAACUAUCGGCCCACCGCCUGAGCAGCUUCAGCUGGGCGUGAACCACCGUGACCUGAAUGGAAUCUAGAGGGAAAGGUCUGUUGCCGUGAUCAAUCCAUAUUGGAUUCUUCUCAUCAUUAUACAUGCUUGAGGAUGGUUCUAACAACGCUUUGUUCUGCACUGAUGACUUGGGCAGAAUGUAGUUCAACAUGACCCAAGAAAAGACCUGACCAGAAUGACCAAAGUGUAGACGAUUAAGACAAAUAACACAAACUGUUGAAUAAAAAAAAUACAUAUGUGUGAAUGAAGUAAGCCCUAUACAGAAGAAAGCUUAAAGGACGACACUAAUUGGAACUACUGUAAUGGAUUGGUCUGGUUGAAAACUGGCUGUUGGGAUAGAGGACAACCCCAGAUCCAGGUCACCCUGAGACACAUUGCUACAGUACUGAUAGAGAUGUUGAAUCCAGUGGUGGGCUGGAAACCAACAGAACAAGAUCAUCAACCAGAGCUAUUCAGAGCUGACCCUAUAUGAAGUCUGGACUACCUGGUUUGAUGGUUUACUUGAAAUAUGUGGUGCCCAUUUGGUGUAGUUUUGGUGUAAGUUUAUCAAUCAGGAUUUCAAUCUGAAUUUCGCCUAUCAGAUAUUUCAGUUUGAAAUGUGUAGAAACACAAUGGUUAGACUGGAUAAUUAAUUGAAUGGGAUCAAUUGAUUUGACACAUCCCGUAGUCUAAAAACACAUAAAUAACUUUGGAAAACUGGUCCCAGGUGUCACAGUUGAUAUAGAAUAAUUCAAGAUAAUAGAAGAAUGACAAUAGAAGAAUAAAAGUGGAAACAACUACAAAAAUGCAGUAUCAUUGGUUUUAAGGCACAGAUUCAAAAGUGAGUGCCAAACCAAGUGUUGAAAUGUAGAGGAUGUGCUAUUCCCAGUCUCUGACAGGAUCCCACAUCCAUACAGACAUGGCAGGAAAGCUUAUGUUAAAUAUGAUCUGAUUUAGUGCUUCAUUUUAUCAAGGGCAUGUUUCUAAGAGUCUAAGAAUCGACUUAAGGUAUUAAUGCAAGUAUUUUCCCACACUGCUGUAAUUAUUAUAAUUUCUUUGCUGUUUAAACACUUUUCAAUAUUACAAUAUUUAUAAAGAUGACAGGUUGAAGCCUAGUAACUCUUCCACAAAACCAAAACUAAUCGUAUAAUAUUUAUGCCAGAAUUGUUAUUAUUUAAUAUGUUUAUUAAAUGAUGAGAGCCAGAUUAUCUUCCAUGAAAGAUUGUACUAAUUUAUUUUGCAAAGGAACUUGCAUGCAUGCCACCUAAACACACACACAAUUGUAUUAAAUAAAUUAACCAAAGAUUUAAACCCUAAA